AUUCAAUAUCAUCCAAUACACGUCUUUUUCAAUCAAAUAUCAUUCAAAUACGCGUCUUUCUUACCUUUAUCAUCAAUAUGUUACCUCAACUCUGUGAUUUCACCACCAACAAGAUUGUACACCUUCUUAAGAAUGAUUAUAUGCCUGCUGAGAUCGCGCGAAGCAUUGAGUAUCACCUGUGUAUAUUGAAUUCAAUGAAAUCUUCACUGUUUUGAAACUGCUAGAGAACUCUGUUCAACAUGUGAUAUAAAGUCAAAGAUCAUAUCAGAUAUCUCUUCAAUUCUGAAGAGAUUUGAUGGAGAUAUUGAAGCUUUUUUGCAUCAUGCAGUUGAGAACUUCAUAAGAGAAAAAGAUAUAAAAGAAUAUUUCAGAUCUACUUAUAUAGAAUAGUAUUGUAAUAAUUAGAAAGAUUCAGAUUACAAUUCAUUAUAAUAUAAAUUUAGAAGUGAAAGCAGUAUGAGAUCUGUUCUUAUCACUAUAAAUAGUGAAUAAAGAUGAUUUGAAUUUCUGCAAUUUUGUCUGUUAUAAUGGACUUUUUAACCCAUCUCUUAUAAUUUGAAAUAUACUCUUGUCAAUAUUCAUAUGAAGCAACUGUCCCCUUGUCAAUCAAUUGAAGUAUUCAUCAAAUUGAGGUAUUGGACUGCUUUGAAUUGGAGAUGGAACAGCGGAUUCGAUGGAAGAUUCAACGGCGGAUUCGAUGGAAGAUUUCAACGGCGGAUUCGAUGGAAGAUUUCAACAGUGUAUUCGAUGGAAGAUUCAACGGCGGAUUCGAUGGAAUAUUCAACGGCGGAUUCGAUGGAAGAUUCAACGGCGGAUUCGAUGGAAGAUUUCAACGGUGGAUUCGAUGGAAGAUUUCAACAGUGGAUUCGAUGGAAGAUUUCAACAGUGUAUUCGAUGGAAGAUUCAACGGUGGAUUCGAUGGAAGAUUUCAACAGUGGAUUCGAUGGAAGAUUCAACGGCGGAUUCGAUGGAAGAUUUCAACAGUGGAUUUUGAUGGAAGAUUCAACGGUGGAUUCGAUGGAAGAUUUCAAGGGCGUAUUCGAUGGAAGAUUCAACGGUGGAUUCGAUGGAAGAUUCAACAGUGUAUUCGAUGGAAGAUUUCAAGGGCGGAUUCGAUGGAAGAUUCAACGGCGGAUUCGAUGGAAGAUUUCAAGGGCGUAUUCGAUGGAAGAUUCAACGGUGGAUUCAAUGGAAGAUUCAAAACAGUGUAUUCGAUGGAAGAUUCAACAGUGUAUUCGAUGGAAGAUUUCAAGGGCGGAUUCAAUGGAAGAUUUCAACAGUGUAUUCGAUGGAAGAUUCAACGGUGGAUUCGAUGGAAGAUUUCAACAGUGUAUUCGAUGGAAGAUUCAAAACAGUGUAUUUGAUGGAAGAUUCAACAGUGUAUUCGAUGGAAGAUUCAACGGCGGAUUUGAUGGAAGAUUCAACAGCAGAUCUGGAUGUGGAUGAUAAUGAGAUUGUGAAUUCAGUUCUUCUAUUCCUUUCAUCAUAUAUUUCAUCAUCAUCACAUUGAUUAUCUCACUUGAGAAUGCCAUAUUGAAUGAAGUUGAAGCUGCCAGAGCUGAAGGAGGGAAUAUAAUCACUGACAUUUGAGAGAUCUGUAUAGAAGAAUUGAUUGUAGAAAUUAUAGAUUCAUUCUUCUAAUUCUUCUUCUUCUUUCUACUCAUUAAUCAUUUUGUCAUCUCUCUUGUUCUUUAUCUCAUUGAUAAUCACCCAUUCAUACAAUCUGUAUGAGAUGUCAGGCUCAGGUGUAGGGAUUCGCAGAUAUCAAGGAUCCUCAGACUGAGUCUCUAUAUCCUCCUCAUCCAUCUGCUCCUCCAUCUCAUCAUUGACCGGAUCCUCUCCAUUAUCCAGAACUUCUGGAACAGGUAGUUUGGGGAGACUGAGGCGCAGGGUAGGAGUCUCUGUACAGGCUUGCGAAGCAGCAGAACAGCGGGCGUUGCGAGGCAUAUUGAAAAAAGGGUUGAUUGAUAUAUGUGGAUUUGAUGAUAAAGGUAAGAAAGACGUGUAUUUGGAUGAUAUUUGAUUGAAAAAGACGUGUAUUGGAUGAUAUUGAAUGAUUC
Messenger RNA from Blastomyces gilchristii SLH14081, 2060 nucleotides. RefSeq lists its product as uncharacterized. The transcript has a single exon. The record is from RefSeq and is a predicted model, not a curated record. Lineage: Eukaryota; Fungi; Ascomycota; Eurotiomycetes; Onygenales; Ajellomycetaceae. Bases 583 to 1446 code for a protein of 287 amino acids.